UUUCCCACACAAACACACCCACAUCCUCCUCCAUGCAGCCUCUCUUCUCUCCUCAACUCAGUCCUAACACGCAGCGGGCAGUCUGCUCCGUCUGGAUACUGGAGCUGCUCAAACUUGGAACAUUUAUUCCCCCUUCUUCUCACAAUGUAUCUGGAAUAUCGUCCGCGCGUUUGAUCUUCUAUCGGAGAAACUCAAACUUCUCGCCUCCUGGAGACAGUUAAGAGAACUUUAUUUCAGAGGCAGAAGACAUGAGCCUGGUGGAUGUGAGGCUGGUGCCGGGGUCUCUGACCCUGCCCCUGACCAGCAACGACUCCGGGGAGCGGCACCUCGGCCGCGUCGACGAGACUGACCCAGAGCACCUCCGUGGCAGGAACAUGUCGCCCGACCUGAGGCAGGACUUCAACAUGAUGGAGCAGAAGAAGAGGGUAACCCAGAUCCUGCGGAGUCCGGUGUUUAAGGAUGAGCUGGAGGGCCUGAUUCAGGACCAGGUGACCAAGGGCAACAAUACGUCGGGUCUCCUGGCGCUGAGACAGAUAGCCGACCUGAUCAUGGCCAGCGCGGUGGGAGGGGCCGGACCCUUGACGUCACCCGUCACCUUAGGGAUGGUGACUCCAGUCAACGACUUGUACGGCAUUGAGUCCCCCUCCUUUGCCAAAGGGGAGAAACAGAGUCGCUGCAGGCUGGCCAGCCUCUACAGGCUUGUUGACCUGUUCAGCUGGGAUCGGUUUACAAGCAGCUACAAUACUGUGCGUGUCAAUAAGGAGCAGGACCACGUUCUUGUCAGCCCGCGAGGUUUGUCAUUCGCUGAAGUCACGGCAGCAAAUUUGGUGAAAGUGAACAUAAUUGGUGACGUUGUGGAGCAGGGUUCUACUGAAUUAGCCAUUGAUCGUUUUGGAUUCGCUCCGCAUGCUGCCAUUUACUCAGUGCGUCCUGAUGUGAGAUGUAUCAUCCACAUACAUACCCCUGCCACAGCUGCUGUGUCCUCGAUGAAAUGUGGAAUCCUGCCCAUUUCCCAGGAGGCUUUGCUUCUGGGAGACGUGAGCUCCUUCGGUUUCCAUGGCAGCCUGGAUAAUAAAGAGGAGAUGGUGGAGUUUCAGAAAGCUCUGGGCCGAACUGCCAAGGUAAUGAUCCUCAGUAACCAUGGACUGUUGGCUUUGGGAGAAACCGUCGAAGAAGCUUUUCACUACGUGUACCACUCGCAGCAAGCCUGUGAGAUCCAGGUAAAUGCUUUGAGGUGUUCGGGGGGCGUGCACAACCUGCUGCUCCUGGACAGGGUGAAGUUUAAACCGCUUACCCAGGGAGUGGCCGCCGCCGGGGUGCUGGUGGACAGCCAGCUCAAGUGGAAAGUGGGCGAGGCAGAGUUCGAGUCCCUCAUGAGGAUGCUGGACAACCUGGGAUACAGGACGGGCCACACUUACAGGAACCCCAUUAUCCGUGAAAAACCCCGGUCUAAGAACGACGUGGAAAUCCCUGCCACGGUGUCGGCCGUGUCACCGGAGGACAGUGAGAUGGGCCUGCGCAGCCCCUUCAAGUUUAUGGCGCAGAAACAGCAGAGAGAGAGAACCCGGUGGCUCACCUCACCCAACAGCUACUUGAAGGUCAAUGUCCCUGAACAGUCACCCAGCGGAGACGUCAGCCCCAGGACUAAAAUCAUGUGGAUGAAGUCAACAGAACCAGGAAACAGUCUUGGCACCCCGAUAAAGAUCGAAGACCCCAACCAGUUUGUCCCACUCAACACCAAUCCUACUGAGGUUCUGGAUAAGAGGAACCGGAUAAAAGAACAACACAGAGGUGACCAGAUGACUGCAGGACCGAAAUCUCAGUUACUAGCAGGAAUAGUGGUGGACACCAUACCAGGACCAGCUUUCAUAUAUGAAGACGAGGAGCAGACCCGCUCACUUCCCCCCAACCCCUUCAGUCAUCUCACAGAGAAGGCGCUGGAAGAGUACAAGAACAUGGUAGAACAAAGGAAGCAAGGCCAAGAAGAGGAUGAUGAUGCGACUGAUGCUGAUGAGAUGACCACAUUUGAUGGCUCCACUAUCUCCCUCUCCCUCUCUCCCUUAAUGACCCCAGCUAAACAAGACACAAUACCCAAUGGGAAGGACCACUUGGCAGAGACGGAGGAGGAGGAUCUGAGCAUCGAAGUAUCCAAGCUGAGCCUGAGCACUUCGGAAACGGUGGAAAUCUCCAUAACAACAAAGGAAAAGCCUGGGGAUCCUCAGACCCCGGAGAGCCAGACCAAGUCCCCCAAGAAAAAGAAGAACAAGUUCCGCACACCUUCUUUCCUGAGAAAGAGCAAGAAGAAGAAAGAAGAGAAAGAAAACACAGAAGGUUGAGGUUCAUGUGAAGGAAACGUUUAAAUUGCCUUCCUUAGUUUGGCUCUGUCCAAGGAAAGUGAAGUAAAUUGGUAGGAAACUCUGCCAGGACUGCUUUUUUUUUUUUUUUAAUAGAUCCAACAAAUUCCACUGAUUCCCAUCUUAUUAUUUCAAGUUCUUUCAAAAUGUGCGGUAAAAUUGAUUUUUUUUUCUUAGCAUUUGUGAUUGACCACUUAGAUAUGAUUACGCCGAAAAGAGCUCAAAGGUGAAUGCAACACUGCAUUUCUGUGGUUACUACCCAUAUUUUUCAUGGGGUUUAAAUAUGGUAUUACGUGAAAAAAAAAGUCUUGUUUCAUACAAACAUACAUCAAUUUAAACCUCUGAAAUAUUAUUAUUUCUUUUUCCUUUUUGCACAAGUUAAUGAAUGUAUGCUGACAGCUAGAGAUAACGUUUAAUAAUCGUUUAAUGACAAUAUAAAAGAUGAACAGUCUUUAGGAAUUGAGAAACUGUAGCUGAACAUGUCGAGAUUAAACCAUGUUUAGCUUUAUGAAAAAGUAUGAUUUGUAUCUGAAUUUAACCAUAGCUAUACUUACUAGUAAUAAUAUAUGUUGGUUUAUAUUACAGGUAUAACAAUAUAGUGUUUGAUAGUUACAUAAAUGAUUUGAUAGUCAUGACAUUUUUACAUAUUUACAUACUGAGUCUUACACUUAGACUGCUGUGAUUAAUAAUAUAGUAAUAAUUCAUGUUUUCUUGUUUGUGGUGUUCCCACGGUUGCUGCUCGAUUGUAAUUGUGACAAGGAAUUUGACUGUGAUUAACAGGAAGAGCCCAGCAAAGUGUUUAUGAGUGACAAAGUUGGACUUUUAUUAAAUACUACUUCUUUGGAUGUUGACAAUGAAAGUGCCAAGUCUGAAUCACAGGAAGUUGAAUGUGAUGGAUGUUUUGAUCAGUUUUGCUCAAAUUGUCAGUGAAGGCAGCGCGCUGUGGAAAGCUAAUCCUCUUAACCACUGUUAAGAGUUUGACAUGGAGUAUUACUAAAUGUAUUUACAUCCCAGUCAACAAUGUGAAUGAUUUGUUCGAACCCAAAGGGAGUGAAAUUUUUGUAAAUAGUUUUUGUGAAAUUCUUUUCUUAUGCUAAUCCAAAUAUUAAUGAAAAUUCCUGAUGUGACAGUACAAUCUAAGAAUGUUUUAACACUCCUUGUAUCAUAAUGUUUUUUUUUACUCGCACUAAUUAAGCUCUACAUUUACUGAACUUGCAGAUAUGUUUACAAGUUGUAUUAAACAUGUAAUUUCUGUACCUAGUGCUCGUAUUCCCCCUGUUGUUUACAUGCUAUUUUACGCCUGUUUUCAUUUGUUUUGUUUUGUUCACCUUAUGUAAUAAAAGGUUGCGCCGCGUCCCGUAACUGCUGUAGUGCUCUCUGGCAUACCCGCUGUGUCAAGUUAUGUUUUCUAUCAUUACUUAUGAGAAAAAGUCUUAUUUUAUGCAUCUAGAACUGAAAUUUCAAAGAUGACACCUCCACUCUGAUGACAAAGGAAAAUGUAAUGGAUCAGUCGAAGAAGACAAAAUUACACCUCCUGU
Cololabis saira (Pacific saury) is the source of this 3892-nucleotide messenger RNA. It is a transcript of the gene add3b, whose product is annotated as adducin 3 (gamma) b. Gene Ontology annotation, cellular component: postsynaptic density; cytoskeleton; plasma membrane. The transcript has 15 exons. The record is from RefSeq and is a predicted model, not a curated record. The coding region runs from base 249 to 2336 and encodes 695 amino acids. Gene Ontology annotation, biological process: barbed-end actin filament capping. Gene Ontology annotation, molecular function: actin filament binding. Lineage: Eukaryota; Metazoa; Chordata; Actinopteri; Beloniformes; Belonidae.